CAAAAAAAACCCACACAUUCUGCUUUAGAGUGUAUUAUCAUUUUCAGGCGUGAUGAGGUUGAAAACACUGUAUCCUACAAGAAUUUCGUUCAAUUUUUGAAUACUUUCCAACGUGACCCGCGCCUCAACGAGGUCGAUCAUCCACGAAUGAGCGAGCGCAUGAUGAAAAAACGACUUGAAGCAAUCGGCCAUUUGUCGGGCACCGGUGUUACAUUUCAAGCUUUUGUUCACUUCUUGUGGAGUGACUUUUGCACCGAUUCUUUGAAUAUGUCUAUAGAGGAAGUUACUGAUAUGAUGCAUGCACCUUUGUCUCAUUAUUUCAUAAACUCUUCCCACAAUACAUAUUGUAAAGGACUUCAAGUCAAGGUGGCUAAAAUCUUGCAUUCCGUACAGGUGAUCGUUGCAGCCCGUUAUACGAAGUUUUGUUUGCAGGUUCUCCUAUCUGGAUGCAGAUGUGUAGAACUUGAUGUCUGGGAUGGGCCACAUGGACCAGUAGUCACGCAUGGUCCAUCUAUAGUGAUGCGCAUGAACGAGGUUCUUCUAAAGGAUGUAUGCGUAGCCAUCGCAGAGAGUGCGUUCAAAACUUCUCCCUAUCCAGUACUACUGUCUAUUGAAAAUCAUCUUAGUAAGCAACAGCAAAGGCAAAUGGUAGCUAUAUUUCGACAAACCUUUCGUGAACAUCUGCUUGAUCGCCCACUGCCUAAUCAUGUGGUAAGCUCUAAAGAAUAUACACCGCUUCCGUCUCCAAAUGUUCUGAGGAAGAAAAUUUUGAUAAAAGCAAAGCGAAGGCGGGAUCAUGAAGACAAUGAGAAUUUAGAUGAUGAUAGAAAAUCUAGCAUAGCAUCUUCAGUUUCGGAAGUGAGUGUAGCACGCAGUGCUCGGCAAGUCCAUUUUGGAAGUCUCAGGCUCAGCUGUGGUUUUCGAUGCGCUGACCUCAGAAAUCCACCUUGGAAAUGUCGGAAAUGGUUGAAAACAGCAUUUUUCAAGGUCCCUCAUUUUCAACCCGGGCGAAUGAGACAGUUCCCGGCUAACUAG
This is a messenger RNA of Cylicostephanus goldi, 1035 nucleotides long. NCBI's taxonomy places the organism in Eukaryota, Metazoa, Nematoda, Chromadorea, Rhabditida, Strongylidae. The record is from the annotation of a GenBank genome assembly.